CCCAGAUAUCAACUCCAUCUUUACUUCUUAUCCAAACAAGAGUGCCCAAAAAUUGUUUUGCAUCGAAAAUCUUAGUCCUAUGGCUCAAGUUUCUUCAUCGGGAAACCGGCUCCUGCUACUCCCUCUCUCCGAUGGCUACAGCUCACUCUUUGGGAUCUAUGCCUUUCUUCGCCACCCUUUUCGCGUUAUGUGUUACUACUUUUCCGACCUUAGCUGGAGGUCUCUCGCCUUCGCCCUUCAUCGUUCCGGUUCAAAGGCUGGUCAAUACUCCCACUACCGGCCACAGCUUGGUCAGAGCUGGUCAGGCCAGACUUCAGGCUUUCAGCAAAGCUCACUCCCAGGUCAAUGGUAUCCCUGGGGAUCAUGCCGCCUUGGCACCUCCUGCUGCUAGUCUUACCGACCAGAUCGUGACCUUCACCAUUAAUCCAGUAGUGAACGGAAAGAACUUCUCAUUAAUAGUCGAUACUGGCAGUUCAAACACUUGGGUUGGGGCCGAUCCUGCAAACCGCUUGCAGCCUGGUCUUGGCCUUGAUCUAUUUGAAGUAACAUACGGCUCUGGUGCUGUCCUUGGUGACGAAACAACGAACACGGUAAACAUUACACCCGGCCUCGCUGUCGAAAACCAAUCCAUAGGUAAUGCACUUUUGUCCGAAGGAUUCGACGGAGUCGAUGGUAUCAUGGGCUUCGGUCCCGUUGACUUGACGCAAGGCACACUUCUAGAUAAUGCUGAAUCGACUAUUCCCACCGUCAUGGACAACCUCUUUGCGCAGGGGACAAUUUCCAACGAGACACUCGGAGUGUUUCUUGCACCAACUACUACAGAUGACCCUGUUAAUGGCGAGCUCUCUUUUGGUGGUGUUGAUACCUCGAAGAUGACUGGACCAAUGUCCUUCUUCCAAUCGACACUGCCAUUUUGGUCCAUAUCUCAGAGUGCCACUUUCGGCGGGGUUACUAUCAUGGACACCACCACUUGUGUAGUCGACACGGGUACAACACUUCUUAUGCUUCCAGAAGACGCCGUCACAACCUACCAGGACCUCAUUGGAGCCACUUUAGAUCCCACCACCGGUCUCUUGUCAAUUAAUGAAGCCCAGUUGAGCAACUUGACGACACUGUCUUUCAUUGGCACAGAUAUCAACGGUGAAACUCAACAUUUCGACCUUACUCCAAACGCACAACUCUUUCCUCGUGCAUUCAAUACCGAGAUUGGAGGCUCAGCGGAUGAUAUCCUCCUGAUUACUGCUUCAAGUGGGAGCAAUGAUGCAUCCACUAUCGACUGUAUAAUGGGACAAUCAUUCUUACAACGUACUUAUUCGGCAUUUGUAACGCCAAACGGUAAUCCAGACGCAGCUGGCACUGUAGGCUUUGCGACCACUCCCUUCACAGACGCCACGACCAAUUGAGAAUUGCGGCCAUAUUCUGACAAACCUCUUUCCUAAUACAGAUUUGCUACAUACAGCUUUGACCUUGAACCAUUCUACCAUAGUGUCAUCAAUACCUGUGUAUCAUUGCAUCCUGCUCUUCUCUUCUCAGUCUUCUUCGAACUUUGUAUGUGACCUGCAUAGCUGAUUUGUGGGUCCAAGCAAUCGAGAAUGUUUCCCACGUCAUUGUUACAAUUGGCAAAUUACGAUUUGUUCUCUC
This is a messenger RNA of Lentinula edodes (shiitake mushroom), 1641 nucleotides long. Its product is annotated as aspartic peptidase A1. Bases 132 to 1403 code for a protein of 423 amino acids. The transcript is spliced from 12 exons. Gene Ontology annotation, molecular function: aspartic-type endopeptidase activity. Gene Ontology annotation, biological process: proteolysis. The record is from RefSeq and is a predicted model, not a curated record. NCBI's taxonomy places the organism in Eukaryota, Fungi, Basidiomycota, Agaricomycetes, Agaricales, Omphalotaceae.